Molecule: messenger RNA, 4075 nt
Organism: Lates calcarifer (barramundi perch)
Lineage: Eukaryota; Metazoa; Chordata; Actinopteri; Centropomidae
Gene: tmem198aa
Product: transmembrane protein 198a
Exons: 7
Coding region: 817-1983 (388 amino acids)
Biological process (GO): positive regulation of canonical Wnt signaling pathway
Cellular component (GO): cytoplasmic vesicle; plasma membrane
Source: RefSeq, a predicted model, not a curated record
UUCCCCUUCCCCUCUUAUUCAUUUCCCCUCCUCUCUUCCUUCCUCCUCUCCCGUCUCCCCGUCCCUUUAUCCCCGACAAUAACAACAUUUGGCCACGAGUCACCAAGCCCAUUCGUUCCCGUAUAAUCACAUGAAUAGCUCCUCUCCGCCACCACCCCCUUCCCGUGCUGCGGGAAUGGUUUAACCCGUUGAGAGUGAGAGAGAGACACGGGGAGCACAAAGGAAGCGCAGACACUGCCCGUUUCGGAGGAAUAUAAUUGGGUGAAUGAUGUAAACAUGGAGUAAAAACCGCAAGGCUGCAUUUCCAUUCCCCCUCGCACUGGUCCAUUAUCGGUGUUCAAUAUUGCAUGAGGUACUGGCGAACAACAGAGCGUCUGUCUGGACAACGGGAGGCAGGCAGUAAGUGAGAAAUUGAAGCCAGGAGCGGAGGAGAGGAAAGAGGAGUUGAGCAUUGUUUCAUCUUCGCUUCAAAGGUUUCUGGAGUUGCUCACUGGCUUUGGACCCGAAUCCGAUUCUCUGAGACGAUGAUGUUGGGGUUUUCAAGUUGACCAAGCGGACAAGUGGAGGUUUUCUUGUCUGAUUUUGUUUUUGUUUUUGUUUUUUUCUUUCGUUUUUUCUCCUCUUUUUUCUUGUUGUUGUUUUGGACUGGAGUAUGGAAGGGGCAAAACACGGUAAUAUGCAUUUCUGAGGUAGACACAUCUCCAUGGGUGAGGCCCACUGAUCCAGACAUCCCCGCACACCCCCUUUAUCCCUCGCCCCUGCCCUCCUCUAUUCCCCUAACCGCUGCCUCCCCCUCCCCCCUUCACUUCUGUCAUCAUGACUUCUACCAGCCAACUAUUCGGUUUGGCAGAGGUGGGGCUGAGGUGUGACCAGGAGAUUGAGAGGAAAUAUGAGAUCGUGCCCUCAGUUGUCUGCUCCAUGUGCUGCCUCUUUGGAAUCAUCUACUGCUUCUUUGGCUAUCGAUGCUUCAAGGCCGUGUUGUUCCUCACAGGCCUAAUGUUUGGCUCCGUGGUCAUCUUCAUGCUGUGCUACAAAGAGAGGGUGAUGGACACUCAGCUGAGUGUAGAGGCCUCGGUUGGCAUCGGCCUGGGCAUUGGGACCCUGUGUGGCCUGGUGACCAUGCUGGUUCGCAGUGUGGGACUGUUUAUGGUGGGCCUGCUGCUCGGCCUGCUGGUUGGAGUGGCUUCUCUAGUGGUCAUGGAGGAGUUCUACCACCCCAAAACCGUAUGGGUUCCUCUGGGUAUCCUCCUGGGUUCAGGGACAUUAUUUGCAGUCCUCACGCUUCAGUGGCAGUGCUGCUUUGUCACCUUCUCCACCGCAACCUUUGGCUCUGCCAUCAUCACUGUCACUGUGGAUUACUUUAUAGAGCUGUUUGCCUUGGUCCACUACAUCUACGAGAGACUUAGGGUGGCGCCAAAGAAGCCAGUGUGUUGGUUUACUUGGGUCAUCUUGGGGGUGUGGCCUGUUCUGGCCUUCCUCGGAGUGCUGAUCCAGUGGAAAGUCACUGCAGAGGGAUUUUCUCACACAGAGGUGGUUUUGAGUAGACAGCAACGGAAAGUCCAGCUCAUGCGCAUCCGCCAGCGGGAAGAGAGGCUAAAAAAGGAGAGAGAAAACAAGAAGAAGAAGAAACGACAGAACCAGAAGACCAGCCACAAGCAGAAGGCCCACACCCAUCACCACCACCAGCAGUAUCACCACCCAGCAGUGUCCCACCCGCACCACCAAGGCCAGAGCUCUCAGCAUCCUAAAGUUCCUCCCCCUCAGACUGAACCGGGCUACCACCGCAAGUCUAACCCUAAAAGACGCUUUGAUGGAGACGUGCUAUCACCAAGCUACAUCAGGAGUUUCAGGGACAGACAGACAGACAGACGGGCGUACUCCCACAGUCGAAUGAUGAGCCGCUCCCGGAUGGCCGAACUUGACUAUGACUGCGGCUCUCAAGUGCCACUCACAGCCCCCAGCGGACCCCCAGUUCGCAUUUGAGGCACAAAUGCGCACACACACACACACACACACACACACACACACACACACAACUGCACAAUCACAUAAGGCUACUUCAAAACUCUUUGUCACAGUUAGGGAUAGAAAACCUGACCUCAUCGUGCCAACCUAAUAACCUGCCUAUCGCAACAGAAACUUGGUAUGUCCCGAUGGUUGUUAAAGGUUGUAUUUAUUAAGCCAGAUUGAUCCUGCUUUGUCCUUUUUGAAUGUCAAGACAAAAGGAGCAAGAAGGAGCAAGAACUGAUUGCUGUCGCUGAUGAUUAAUCACAUACUGUAUCUGGUUCUUCGGCUACCCUGCUUAUUUGGGGGACAUUGGAAAAAAACUGGACCUGUCCUGUGGGGAACUUAUUUAACUGUCUCUGCUGAAUAUUUGAUUUAAAGACUUUUGUGGUUGCUUCAAGCAAUAGGAAGUGAUAUCCAGUGGGAUUGCAGAGGGGAAAAAAAUCAAAACACUCAUUUCUCCACAAGAGGCUGCAUCACUUAAGAGAGUCACGAACAAGAAACAGUUUACUUUAAGGAUUCCAAUAAGAACACUCAGAGGAAACUGACAUUAAAACAACAUAAAAAUCACAACAGAAAGGCAGCUCUUCUUCAAUAUUUUCUCUGUUGAAAUGUCAUUGUGUAAAGAAAGGUGUGAUGAAAGCAACACUGGUCUUUACUGACAUCCUGUGAAUCCAGACGAGGCAGCACAAUGCAUCGGCUGCUUCAAAAUACAGAAAUGGGGCCGGUUAUAGGUGCGCAUUGCUUUGUGCGGUUCACACUGACAACAGUUUUUAUGUCAUUUCUCCCAUUAACACUCCAUGUGUUUUCCAAGGAGAAUAUGCUACAGCUCAUCACUUUCCAACUGUUUCUCACUGCCAAGUGUUUUAGCUAUGGACCUGAGCAGGAGACACAUUCAUACCUUUCCUCUCCUCUCUCCGCUGAAUUUAAAGCUACUGUUUGUAAUUCUGUUUAUUGACAUGCUUCUAAGUGCUCUCAUGUCCCCCUUCCACCUCUUAUCCUUAAAACAAUCUACCUUUACAGAAUUUGCCAGCUAUUUAAAGACAAAUAACUGCUGUCUGAUGCUCAUCCAGAAAUUUGACUGUUGACCUGAAAGGUCACAGUACAUGAUAGCAAAAAUGUUAAACAUUGUGUGUUUGUGUUUGAGAGUGGACACGUGAGCCCUGUGGCAUAUGAUGGCUUGUACCAAAUAUUGGCCAGGGAGGGGGGUGGGAGGGGUUGGGGGUGUUCACUGUAAUGUAUGUAGAACAUGCUCUAUUGUUUUCUCUCUCCUUUUCACCGAUACUGGUCCAGUUAAAAUAUGAAUCUUUUAGGUCUGGAUGAAGAGAUAAAUGAUGCAAAGGAAGGGGUUUAAAAUGAACAUAAUCUCCUAUAAAUGAUGAGACGCAGAAAAAAAGAUGAAAGCAUUUGCAAAUGGUGCCCUCUAAUGUUUGCUACUGGACCUUUUUUUCCUAACUUAAAGUUCCGCGUGCGUAUGGUUGUGUGUACAUGCAUUUGCGUGUGAUUCGCUUUUAAAUUCAAAUGUGCUAACAUUGCUAUUGUUGUACUGAACAUCCAGAGAGGUGAGGGAGUUAGACUUGUAGAGGAGGUAUUUUCAAUACAGCAGAACCGUUUUUUGUUGUUGUAGUUGUUGUUGUUUUAUUUGAACCUCUUUGGAAUUAAGAAACGGUUUUCCCCCAUAUUAAACAACUGAGAUUAAAUGUUACUGUAAAAUACACCAAUAAAAUACCCCAAAAUGUAAAAGUGAAUUCCUCAACAUAGAACAUUUUUAAUUCCAAUUUGAAACAAAUCAUGACUUUUUGGAUUAUGCAUUUUGUUUUUGUAAAUUUUAUGUCUGAGAUUUAGAUAAACAAAACAAUCCCAAUAUACUUAGAUACUUAAGUACCACUGAACACUGAAGUGGUGCUUGGAUUCAGCAGGCAGGUUUUGCAGUUCUUUGUAUGGUGGACCUGGGACUGAAGGACUAAUAAUUUUCACCUUAAAUCAUUACUGCAUGAGAAUCGCUGUGUAGCAGUUUUCAAUGUGUUCGUGUUUCAGUGUGUCACUGUUGUCAUAUAACCCCCCCCCCCCC